GUUCCUGCGAGAUUUUAAACAAUAGUUCUAAGCUCCCUGAUAAUAGUUCCGUGCAGUUCUGACCACUGGAUAUCUCUAAAUAAUUAUUAACAAUUAAUAUCAGCAUAGCACCUACGCUAUGGUGAUAUGCUGUGCUGCUACGAUAAGUUCUCGGUUCCUGCGAGAUUUUAAACAAUGGUAAAAAUGUCGUCAACGUAUCUAUAAAAUGUAUUAUUUAUUCAUCUUACUAGUUUAUCUUUUUAUCCCCUCCUGACACCUUUAUUUUAACUUACUUUAUUUUGACGACCUAUUAUACCGGUUCUAAACAGUCCGCUCUUAGACUUAUGACUAGACGUAUCUAUCAUUGUGCGUGUUAAUUUAACUUUUUAUUUCAACGAUUUUUAAUAUUUAUAACAAUGUACAUGUACUACGACAAUUUAUCUUUAUACCUAUUUAUUCGACGAAAAUUAACGACAAUCACUGUAAUUCUUAUGUACCAUGACACGUUUCUGCGCCGUAAGUAAACUCACGUCUUCUCUCUAACACUUUGAUUUACUUGUUUUAAUUGUAACUAUAUAACUUUUAGAUCUCUUGCUGUAACAUUUGAUGGAUGUAACGUAAUUUUAUACUUGAAAAGGACCAGUAUUACUGGUCGAAACGUCGUAUUUUUAUUAAAUAAAAUUACUUGCCAGCAUAUGUCGUUUUAAUUCUGAGUAUUUUUUCUGAUAUUAAUUGUUAAUAAUUAUUUAGAGUGAGCCAAUGGUCAGAACUAUGUUAUAGAACUAUAGAACUCGUCGAAUACUAUAAAAUUCAAUAAAAAAAAUUUCCAGAAAAUGAUAUGAUAUGCUGACUUCGUGCGAAGUUAGCAUAUCAUUUCUCAAAUUUUAUUUUUUUAUAAUAGAUGACCAGAACUAUUGUUAAAAUUUAUCAGGAACUAUAGAACUAUGUUGUAUGCAAAGAGAACUCCACUUUUUUUUUAUAUGCUAACAAUUGAUAUGCCAAGUUCAUACACAUCGAGGAAUUAAACUAGAUCUUUCGUAUUUCGGUAAACUAUUCUUGUCUAUUCACUAGAACCGCCUAUUAUUUGCAGAAUCAUCGAAAACGCCAAUUUGUAGCAAGAGGGACGAGCAGUGUGCUAAACGCGCUAGACGGGCCAUGGAAGUUAAGUUCUACGACGAGGAUCUGACGAGCCCCCUCAACAUCACGGAAGUACCAAGCUGCAAUUGCUGGCCAGGCUGCUUCGAGAUCAAUUACAGGAUCGAGCUCUCGCAGAACAAAUUGUUACCGACCAUCCAAACUAAUAAGCGAUUUAUGAAGAAAGACAUGAAUUACUUCACGGAAAACAUGGCGGUGGUUCAUCUGUUCUUCGUGGACUCCCAAUUCACGAAGUACGUGAAAAACGAGCUCUUUGGAUUCAUUGAAUUUCUGUCGAGCACAGGAGGCUUGCUAGGUCUCUUCAUGGGCUUCAGUUUUUUGUCAUUUAUGGAAAUACUGUAUUUCUCAACGAUGCGGCUAUGGUGCCGCUUGUACAAUCGCCGGGAAUUGUCGAGACCCAACGUUCUCCAGGCACAUCCAUUAGACGACCAUAAAAAGAUCGUUUAUCCGUUCACGAAUUGAAUUAGGUGUAGAUAAUAAUAAUAUCACAUAAAUAGGGAGCUAUAUG
Molecule: messenger RNA, 1642 nt
Organism: Vollenhovia emeryi
Lineage: Eukaryota; Metazoa; Arthropoda; Insecta; Hymenoptera; Formicidae
Product: pickpocket protein 28-like
Exons: 4
Coding region: 1135-1596 (153 amino acids)
Biological process (GO): sodium ion transmembrane transport
Cellular component (GO): membrane
Molecular function (GO): ligand-gated sodium channel activity
Source: RefSeq, a predicted model, not a curated record